AAUUACUACUAGCUCGAAAAUAAAAUAUUUAUCGGCGGCCUCCUCCGCCUCCGCCUCCACUCCACUUCCCCGCUGCGCCCUUUUUAACCGCUUUUUAAAGCUCCCCCCGGCCUCCCCUGCCUUCUUGCUUCCACCACUGCGCUGCCACGAGAGCAGGCGGCCGGAGGCGGAGGUGGCCUAGGCGUAGGCAUGGCCCUGGCCGACGCCACCGCGUUCCCCUACGGGCUGCGCGUCCUCGUCGUGGACGACGACCCGACCUGGCUCAACAUCCUCGAGAAGAUGCUCAGGAAGUGUUCCUACGAAGUCACCACAUGCAGUUUAGCCGGUGUUGCUCUCCAAAUUCUACGAGAGAGGAGAAACAAGUUUGACAUCGUAAUAAGUGAUGUCAACAUGCCUGACAUGGAUGGUUUCAAGCUCCUCGAGCACAUUGAACUCGAGAUGGAUCUUCCUGUUAUAAUGAUGUCCAUCGAUGGAGAAACAAGUAGGGUGAUGAAAGGUAUCCAGCAUGGUGCUUGUGACUAUCUUCUCAAGCCUGUUCGAAUGAAGGAACUUAGGAACAUCUGGCAACACGUGUGUAGGAAGAAAACUCAUGAGGUGAAAGAGAUCGAAGACUCUCCGAAACACUGCAGUUUGCCUCUCCCUCCAUCUCUCAUUGCUUGCUCACAGUGGCAAAAGGAGGAAUGUAUAGGGAGUGGUUCAUUUGGACACGUUUACCGUGGUUUUAACAGUGAGCAUGGGCAGUUUUGUGCGAUUAAGGAGGUAUUAGUUGUUUUGAAUGAUCCACGCUCAAAUGAACAGCUCAAGCAAUUAAAUCAGGAAAUAUGUUUACUUAAGCUAUUCUCGCACCCAAACAUUGUUCAAUACUAUGGAAGUAUUUUGACCAAUGCUGCGCUUUCAAUUUAUAUGGAAUAUGUUUCAGAGGGUUCAAUUCAUGUGUUACUUGGCAAGCAUGGCCCAUUUAAGGAAUCUCUGAUUCGCAAUUACACGGCACAAAUUCUCUCUGGUCUUGCUUACUUGCAUGAGAGGAGACAUAUUCACAGAGAUAUUAAAGGAGCGAACAUACUUGUGGGCUCUAACGGGAUAGUCAAACUUGCUGACUUUGGUGUGGCUAAGCAUAUAUCAACUUUGACAGAAGCACACACUUCCAACAUAGGAACACCAUAUUGGAUGGCUCCAGAGGUUAUAGUGAGUAAAUACAGCGGUAAAGGCUAUAAUCUACCUGCUGACAUUUGGAGCUUGGGAUGUACUGUUGUUGAAAUGGCAACGGGAAAGCACCCCUUGCAUGGGUUCGAGGCGGUAGCAGCAAUGUUCAAGAUUGCCACAGAUACAUAUGAACCUGAAAUCCCGGACAACUUGUCAGAUGAAGGGAAAGAUUUCUUGCUGCAGUGCUUGCAACGCGACCCAAGAUCUCGUCCCACUGCGACUCUGUUGAAGGAUCACCCUUUUGUUCGGGACUACCGUGCUGAGUUGAGCCUUCAAAACCCAGAGCUUUACUGGGAAACAAGGUUUUAUUAGCAGUCAAUGGAAUCGUUUUGGCCAUAACUUGUUCAAAACAAAACCGGAUGUUACCGCUACCAGCCUGUAGUUACCUGAACAUUUCAAAACAAACAUAUGGCCAUAAAUAAAUUUGGAAUGAAUUUGUCCUGAGGAUCA
Messenger RNA from Panicum virgatum (switchgrass), 1653 nucleotides. RefSeq names its product mitogen-activated protein kinase kinase kinase 3-like. The coding region runs from base 190 to 1515 and encodes 441 amino acids. NCBI's taxonomy places the organism in Eukaryota, Viridiplantae, Streptophyta, Magnoliopsida, Poales, Poaceae. The record is from RefSeq and is a predicted model, not a curated record. The transcript has 11 exons. Gene Ontology annotation, molecular function: ATP binding; protein kinase activity. Gene Ontology annotation, biological process: protein phosphorylation; phosphorelay signal transduction system.